AAUGUGGAAAACUCUGGAACGUCAGGGAGUCUCUGUGCGCCUGGCAUGGCUAAAAAGUCUGUCAGCUGUGAUUUUUGUGGAAAAGUUUUUACGAAAGUAUGCAAAAUGAUGAGACAUCGUAGAACACACACAGUCUCGUUUUAGCAGCUCAGUUGUCGUGGCAACAACAGUUGAGGACGGACCUCUUAUGAAGCGUGGCUGUUUUCCUCUGAGAGGAGACCACAGCCUGCUGACCCCCGACACCCUCAUACCGUCGGGGGUCAGGCUUCGAGAACAGGUGUGGUCGGAGGGUGUGCUGUGCCCAUUCAGCGAAGCAGCACGAAUUGGAUCACCUGUAGGAUCAACAAGAAGACGCACCUCGGCAUCUCCAACUCGACGUCUACGGUUUGAGGAUGAGACAGAGAUGGAGGCUGAGUCUCGUUACCUGGAGCGACAGCGGAGGCGGGCGGGACAGCAAGGCACGGCUGUUCUCGUGUCCAAACCAGACCUGAACUUGUAUAUGAAUGGUAUGGCGGGGCUGCAGCACAGGGGGGUGGUUGUUGACAGGCAGCAGCGAGGAGGAACCAUAGUAAGGGUGGUGGGUCACGGUGACCCAUAUGGUGUGACUGCCUUAGGGGGCACAGUCAACAUGGACCACGAUUUCAAUGUAUAUCCACCUUUACCUGAUGAAAGGAGGUGGAGCCUGAACAGGCACCGCCUCAGCCUGCGUACCGAGCCACUUAGAGAGACAUAUAUUGGCUGUGUCACAUGUACCGACACUAACGGGGAAGGAGGCGGGGCUAACAAUAACUCCUCCAUGAAGGUUAAACGAAAGGCCACUCAGGUAAAACAAAAUGGAGCCCAGGUAAAUGUAGUACCACCCACUAUUGAUCUGCCACUCAACCCUUAUUCCUUUAACAAAGAGGCUCUGCCACUUCAGCCCUCAGAUUCUCCCACCAUCAAAUACCCCAACUAUUUGCCUCAUCCUGCUGUGACAUCACCAAUGAUGUCACUGGAUAGGAGGCUCAGUCACACAGGAACGGAUCUGAACCAGAAUCACGAAGAGCAUGUGAGAACUGCAAACACCAAGUCCCACAGAGAGCUCCAAUCUGGUUCAAAGCAGAGGUGCCCCUGUGUGGAGGUGGGAGAUCAGGAUACCGCACUGAGGAAGUUCUCUUCUAACUCCUCCUCCUCAUCAUCAGCAUCAUCAUGGAGAAGCUCUGAGAUGACAGCAGAGGACAAAGCCCCAUCCACCUCCCACAGCAGUGAUGGUCUGGUGAGACAGCCAAUGAGAGCAGAGGCCCAAAGUGAUGAUACCUCAAAUCCUGAACACUUCAGCGUCAGGGAUGAACCUGCUCGUCUGUCUUUGCGUCAUCUUUUCUCCACUGUUAGACUGAGCAGGACUCGUUCCGGCAGCCUCGACCGGCUCAUCUUAAAGCCUUGCCCCCCCAUUCCUGACCACACCCCCACAGAUACCAGGAAGUCCUGCAGCCCUCUAAAGAAGUCUCCAUCUGUUCAGUCACUUUGUGUGGGGUCACCAGUCUUACAGUUAAGGAAAUCAUUGUCAGUCCAGAGUUUUGGAUCUGAACUCAAGAAGAAGAACCGUUCUGCUGACUACAAACCAGCUGCUGACCAGUUGCUGUCUCGAUGUCUCAGUGUUGAGGACAUCAGCCAUCCACGUUCAGCCCGAUCUGUAGGCCGGAUUCUUCAGGUCUGCUCAGAUGGAACGUUUCUGUUGGAGCUCAGCCGGCCAAUGGGCCAAUCGUACGGAUUUAUCAUCAGUCGAGGAAAAGGACGACUUGACUCUGGUGUGUACGUGGAGGACAUGGUGGACACCAGUACUGAGAAGCUGUACGGUGGCCUGCUGGCAGUUGGAGACGAGAUCGUGGAGGUGGACGGGGAGAAGGUGGCCUGUCUCAGUCUGGACCAUGUGAACGAGCUGCUGAUCCAGAACCCAUCUACCACCGUUCGGGUUCUCCGACAUCUUCGGGCAACUCCAACUUCCUGACUGUUAACACAACAGUGUCACAGGAAGUGCUAACAGGAAGAGGAAGUGGCCACCUACUGACCAUCACCAUGGUCGUGACCAUGUGGACCAGGGUGUGGGACUACAGACUGAUGGUUGAUACUUCUUAUUAAUCCCAGCUGAUUCUGUCCGUUUAUUCACAAGUUGAUCUGAAAAAUAUAUAAUUCUGCUGAAAAUC
This is a messenger RNA of Melanotaenia boesemani (Boeseman's rainbowfish), 2183 nucleotides long. RefSeq lists its product as uncharacterized. NCBI's taxonomy places the organism in Eukaryota, Metazoa, Chordata, Actinopteri, Atheriniformes, Melanotaeniidae. Gene Ontology annotation, biological process: establishment or maintenance of cell polarity; regulation of cellular localization; centrosome cycle. Gene Ontology annotation, molecular function: protein kinase C binding. The record is from RefSeq and is a predicted model, not a curated record. The transcript has 8 exons. Bases 188 to 1987 code for a protein of 599 amino acids. Gene Ontology annotation, cellular component: apical plasma membrane; nucleus; cell cortex.